AUGGAUAUUUACAACAACGAUCAAUUCUUAGAUCUUUCUUCUUAAUAUGAAUAUUAGGAAAACUCUUAAGGUCUAUUUCACUUUAUUGCAACAGAUUAGGAUCGUAGAAAUUCAACAUAUGAAGACAAUAUGAACAAUGAUUUAUAAGUAUAAAAUGGCGAAAGACCGAUGACAAAAAAUGAAAUUGUGAAUAAUUAAAAUUUUUUUAAUAGAAAUGAGACUCCACUUACAUAGAAUCAAACAAAUGAAAAUAAUAAAAAAAAAAAUAGAACUCUAAAAGUAAAUAAUAUAAAUAUAAUUAGCCUGAAAUUGAAUCCAUAUUGCCAGGUGAGAGUAAAAAUUUAUCUAAAUGUUAUGGAAGAUAAUUAUAAUAAUUCAUUCAAAAUGUUAUUAGAAACACUAAAGAUUCUAAAUUGAAAUAAUUGAUUGAAGACAAAGAUAUUCAAUAAUUCUUGUCAAUUAAUCCAGAUAAAAUAAGAAAAUUUGAUUUAAAUUAGUUCGUCAAUUCUCCAAAAGGAAGAAUCUUUUCUAAAGAAUUUUUUGAUUAAUGUUUAUGGGCAAUUGGAAUAGUUAAAGAAUCAAAAACUCAUGUAAAUCCCCUAUUCCGAUAUAACAUUGAGAUUUUUUGUGAAACAAUUAAAAAAUAAAUUAAAAUAAAUGAGUGA
Messenger RNA from Paramecium sonneborni, 665 nucleotides. The record is from the annotation of a GenBank genome assembly. NCBI's taxonomy places the organism in Eukaryota, Ciliophora, Oligohymenophorea, Peniculida, Parameciidae.